AUGAAGUUCUCUAUCGUCUAUAUCUUCAUCCUUGCCCAGGAAGUCAUCGCCAUGCCCUGGUUCCGCACCAAGACAGAGACUGCCGGCGAUGAGAUUACUCUUGGCAUCAAAGUCUCGCAGGGGUCCUUCCAUCCCAGCGUCUUGCCUAAAAAGAAAGCCAAGGCUGCUGUUGGCCCGCGCGAAUGCUGGCCUGCUUGUUUCCAGGAGAGGAGUACUGUCUUGAUGGAUGGAUGUGAUGUCACUUCGGUCUACUAA
This is a messenger RNA of Fusarium musae, 255 nucleotides long. RefSeq lists its product as uncharacterized. The record is from RefSeq and is a predicted model, not a curated record. The coding region runs from base 1 to 255 and encodes 84 amino acids. Lineage: Eukaryota; Fungi; Ascomycota; Sordariomycetes; Hypocreales; Nectriaceae. The transcript is spliced from 3 exons.